AGAUUGGUGGGGAGAUCAUGCACGCACUCAAGAUGACGUGGCACGUGCCCUGCUUCACCUGCGCCGCCUGUCGGACCCCCAUCCGCAACCGGGCCUUCUACAUGGAGGAGGGGCAGCCCUACUGCGAGCAAGACUACGAGAAGAUGUUUGGCACCAAAUGCCGUGGCUGUGACUUCAAGAUCGACGCGGGGGACCGGUUCCUGGAGGCCCUGGGGUUCAGCUGGCAUGACACCUGCUUCGUCUGCGCGGUGAGCGGCGCGGUGCCCCUCGGGCCCUGCCCCGGCUGGGGGGCGCUCUGCCUGCUGCUGUCCU
Pelodiscus sinensis (Chinese soft-shelled turtle) is the source of this 312-nucleotide messenger RNA. Lineage: Eukaryota; Metazoa; Chordata; Testudines; Trionychidae. The record is from RefSeq and is a predicted model, not a curated record.